UGCUGGCUCUCUCUCUUUCUCUCUCUCUGUCUCACUCUCUCUCUCUCUCCUAUCCGAGCACAAUGAAAGCCUGUGUAUCUCCGUGACUCCGGGCAGUGGAGCGAGUGUCAGCAAAGCGGCCAACAACAGAGGAGAAAGAGAAAGGAAAAUACCAGCUACUUUUUUUUUUUUCCAUAUAUCUAAAUCGGAGCGAUCCAAGAAAUUCACAUUGGUCAUUGCGAGUCUAAACCCCGCAGAUCAACUGGCCGGGGAUGGAAUGUACAAAAACAGAAAGGAAAGUGACUGGACGUUACUUGGUGCAAUACGCUGGAAGUUUGCUAUUCCUCUACCCCUUAACUUCUUCACUUCUCCUCCAAGCCUCAGUUUCUCCAUACAUACUCUAUACAUGUGGCACUGAAAAUAGAGCCUAUAUCAUCAUCACCACCACCACCACCAUCAUUAUUGAAAACUCACAAGUUUCCAGCACUAGCCAGUAUUAACCACCACAAUAUCCCAGAGGCAGCAAUCAUUGUGGCCAAUAGGAUGGGGGACACGGCUCCCCCUCAGGCCCCAGCAGGUGGGUUAGGGGGGGCUCCUGGAGCAGGGCUCCUUGGAGGAGGCUCAGUUGCCCCCAGAGUACACAGUGCUAUUGUGGAACGUCUGCGUGCCCGCAUCGCCAUCUGCCGCCAGCAUCACCUAAGCUGCGAGGGACGCUAUGAGCGGGGUCGAGCUGAGAGCUCAGAUCGAGAACGGGAGAGCACCUUGCAGCUCCUGAGUCUUGUGCAGCAUGGUCAGGGUUCAAGAAAGGGUGGCAAACACGCUAAGGCUAAUGCCAAUGCCACGGCCACCGCAGCACCUCCUCCCACUGCUGCUGCUCCUCCUCCUCCUCCUCCAACAGCAGCAACAGCAGCAGCAGCACCAGCCCCACCUCCUCCACCAGAUUAUCACCACCACCACCACCAUCACCCACAGCACCUGCUCAACAAUGGCAGUAACUCUGGUGGGAGUGGGAUCAAUGGGGAGCAGCACCAGCAGCAGACACCUCCCACUUCAGCUACUGGGGACCAGAGGAACUCAGCCCUGAUUGCGCUUCAGGGUUCCUUGAAGAGAAAGCAGGUGGUGAACCUGUCUCCAGCCAACACCAAAAGGCCCAAUGGCAUUGUGGAGAACUCCUUCCUGGAUAUUAAGAGAAUACGAGUAGGGGAAAAUCUCCCUGCAGGACAAACUGGACAUCAUGUCAACAACGGGCAAGGCCAGUUAAUGCCUAUGAGCCAGGGGCCUCUGAGGAAGGCCAGCACCCUUCCAGCUAGUGCCCAUUCUCCUGGGAAUGGUAUGUAUAACCUGGGACUAAAGGAGGUCAAGAAAGAACCUGGGGAGACAGUGUCUUGCAGCAAGCAUUUGGAUGGUCAGAUGACACAGGAAAAUAUAUUUCCCAAUAGAUAUGGAGAUGCCUCUGGGGAACAGAUGAUGAUGGAUCCAGAGCUCCAGGAGUUGUUUAAUGAGCUGACAAAUAUAUCUGUGCCUCCUAUGAGUGACCUGGAGCUGGAAAAUAUGAUCAAUGCAACCAUAAAGCAGGAUGACCCAUUUAACAUUGAUUUGGGCCAGCAGAACCAGAGGAGCACUCCAAGACCCCCUUUGCAGAUGGAGAAGAUGGUGAUCAAGAGUGAGUACUCACCAGGCUUGACCCAGGCCCCAGUUGGUUCCCCUCAGUUGAGGCCACCCUCAACAGGACCUGCCUUUUCUAUGGCCAGUUCUGCCCUUUCUACUUCUUCCCCAAUCCCCUCUGGACCCCCAAGCCAGAAUCAGCCCCAGGCUUCUUCAGGGGCAAGUAGGCCCCUGACCAACUGGCAAGAAGUGUCUCAUGCUCAACAACUCAAGCAGAUAGCUGCCAAUCGUCAGCAGCAUGCCCUAAUCCAGCAGCAGCAGCAGCAGCAGCAACAACAACAACAACAACAACAACAGCACCAGCCAAACCAGCCUUCCAGCUGGUCAGCCUUGUCCCCUGCGGUGCCUUCUCCAGGGCCAUUUGGCCAGGAGAAAAUUCCCAGUCCUUCCUUCCGUCAGCAACAGUUCAGCCCACAGAGCCCAGCCAUCCCUGGGGUGCCGGUGAAUGGCAGUCAGUCAAAAGCUAUGGCCAACUACAUGUACAAAGCAAGUCCUACCACCCAGGGCAGUCACCUGGACGUCCUCAUACAACAAAAGUCUCAGGACAUCAACAGAAACUUCAUGAGCAACCCUCACCCACCUUUGGAGCCGCAUCAUGGCAACACCAAGCCCUUGUUCCACUUUAACUCAGAACAAGCAAACCAGCGAUUGCCUUCAGUUUUGGCUUCCCAAAGCAAGCCUUCUCUUCUGCAUUAUACCCAGCAACAGCAGCAGCAGCAGCCGCCACAGCAGCAGCAGCAGCAGCAGACAUCACAACAGCAGCAGCAGCAGCCACCACCACUACCACCACCUCCACCACAGCAACAACAAAGCUCAGUUGUUGCACAGCCACAGCCGCAGCAGCCACAGCCGCAGCAACCACCCCAGUCCCAAACCCUGUCUACACAGACUCUUCUAAGGUCAUCCCUCCCACUACAGCAAAAGAUCAUGCUUCAGAAGAUGCAAGGUCAGCCCAUCUCUGGAUUGCCCUAUGCAGUCUCUCAGCAACAUAGACAGGAUCAACACUCUGUGGUAGGCCAGAACACAGGCCCCUGUCCAAGUUCCACUUCUUGCUCAAAUCCAAACACUGGAAGUAGUUACAUGAACUCCCAGCAAUCGAUGUUGAAUCAGCAACUGAUGGAGAAGAAACAGGCUAUCCAGAGGCAGAUCAUGGAGCAGAAACAGCAUCUCCUCCUUCAGCAGCAGCACAUGCUUGCAGAUGCGGAGAAAAUUGCUUCACAAGAUCAGAUAAACAGACAUUUGACAAGGCCGCCCCCAGAUUAUAAAGACCAAAGAAGAAACAUGGUCAACAUGCAACCAACAAGUCAAUAUUCUGGAGGCUCAGCAACAGUGAAUUUAAACUCGAAUCAUGCUUUGACAAACCCUGCUUCCACACAUAGCAUCUUGACCCAAACUUCCAACCUCCCGUCCACUUCCCAAGGAACAAGAAUGCCUUCUUUACCAGCUGUCCGUAAUAUUGGGAUAUAUGGAAACAUGCCUUGCAACCAACCUGGUACAUACAGCGUCACUUCAGGAAUGACUCAAAUGACCCAGCACAGAAAUACCAACCAAAUGAUUGCCAGUCAAAAUAAUCCCAUGUUGCUUCGGCCCUCCACCCUUGGGCCUGGGAAUAACCAUAGUGUGAGCACUUUUGGGUCUGGCUCUAUUGCCAGUCCCCAACAAGUGAGACCAAACUUAAACCCUGGUGUCACAAGCAUCCCAGCCCAGAGACCACCGAAUGUCAUGAUCACUUCCAGCACAACAGCACCAACCUGGGCCUCCCCAGAAGCCUCAGCCAAGCAGCAAGAGGCCCUGAAGCCAACGGGAGUGCGUUUCCCUACUGGCACACCUGCAACAGUGUACACUUCCAAUCAGUCUUUGCAGCGUGCCGUGGGCAACCAGCAAUUUUCCCAGCGUGCCGUGGCUCCUCCUAGCCAGCUGACACCAGCAGUGCAAAUGAGACCCAUCAAUCAAAUGAGCCAGACAUUAAAUGGACAAACUCUUGGGUCACUCAGAGGUCUGACUCUCAGACCGAAUCAGCUAAGCACACAGACUUUGUCAGGAACUGGGUUGAAUCAGGCCGGGACAGGCAUAACUCAGGCACCGUCCCUGCCUUCCAACAGCUUUCCUGCUACAAACCAAAGUGCCAGGGCCUUCCAAGGAACUGACCAUGGCAGUGACUUAGCUUUUGACUUUCUCACCCAACAGACUGAUAACAUGGGACCAGCACUGAAUAGUGACUCCGACUUCAUAGAUUCCUUACUGAAAACCGAGCCUGGCAAUGAUGACUGGAUGAAAGACAUCAAUCUUGAUGAAAUCUUGGGCAGCAAUUCAUGAAGGCAAGAAGGGAUGGGAACUACAAACUCCAAGCACUAAAAGGCAGUAUUUUAUAUGGACUCUGUAAAGGUUAAGCUGUUGACUUUUAGUUUUUCCUUUUAGUGGAACUGUGUAGAUACCGUAGCUUAACAUUGAGAAACAAAAGAGUGAUUGCUGUAUUGAAAAUGUUGAUACAAAAAAAAAUUUCCCCAAAUAGUGAACUUGAUGAAAGUAAAGUUUGAGAUGAGUUUCAUAGCUCUGAAUUAUAGGAUAGGAUAUCCAAUUCAUUCAAAUGGAACUGUGAUGUCAAUGUAUAUUUUUCUUGGGUAAAACGGGCCACAAAACCUCUUUCUUCCCUUCCUCCCUAAAAGAAAAUUGAUGGGAAUUUGUAAAUCACUUACUUAAGCUCAAGUGAUGCAGGGGAACUGGCUCUAAAGGGAACACAGAGUAACAGAUUCUCACACUUGAUUGCUCUUUGUGCUGUUUUAGCUUUAUCUCUGGUUUAUUAUUUUAAACCAACUAGAGCUUCUUCCAGAGAAAACUACAAGAUCUGUUUGGAAUGUAAGAAAAUUGACCUGAGUAAGCAAGGGCCUGGAGUGAGUCCAGCAGGCUCUGGGCCUCUCCCCACCCACCUUGUGCUGCCAUAUGCCACUCUUGGUGGAACAGACAACCAAGGCUACUGUUCCUAGUGUUGAAACCAGGAGUUUAAGUUGUGCAGCCUCAGGAGGGGCUCUUUUGACUGAAUCCACAACUGAGUCCCCAAUCCAUUCCCAAGUUUUAUAUGCAACCAAGACCUGGAUCAAAAGUUGCUGCAUGCCUGUCUGUAUGCAUUAGAUUUCACUCUUUUUUGAAUCACUCACACAACUACAAUGUUCGAAAAAUGUCCAGCUGGGCAUUGUCAUAAAAGGGAUUUAUUUGGCUUACAACUGUAAUUGGAAGCAGGGAGGGGGUGGAGGAUUUGUUGUGAAAGUUCUCUCUGGUCAGUUCUGAUGAUGAUUGAAAUUGAAACCCACCCUGUUUCCUGAUCUGACAAAAGAUAGAUUUCUAAGUCCAGGAAGGUUGGGAAUGAUCACCAAAGCUUAAAUUCCAUACAGUCUUCUCUGAUGGCAAAAAGAGACAGGAUGCUCUAGAAGGAACCAAAACUGGCAAACUAAGGGAAAGUAUGCUGCCUUUGGUGAACAGCCAAAACGUACCUGUCCCGUGUCAUGAAAGUUCAUACACCCUCCAUUAAGUCUUCAACCCAUCACUCAAUGUAAGGAAGGAAACCUAUUAAGGCUAGAUAUAGCCUCUAUGCCCAGGAUUCAAAAUCUAGGUUUCUACUUUCAGAGUCACCCCCACUGCCUCACUGAAUGAAUGACUGAGUGACCCCAGGUGAGUAAUUUUGCUUAUUUGACCUACACACAAUUCUCCUGGAGAAUAGGAUUGAUCUCACUGCAAGUGGCAUAGUCGUUCUUUUCUGCCCUUUCAGUCCUACACCUAAGUAAUCACACCUUGAAAUCACACCAUUUCACUCAUGCCCAAAGCUGAAAAUGUCAAAUCUAUAAAAAUAAUAACUCACCAGUCAUUCUUUAAUAUGACUUAAGUGCACUGUCCCACCUUCCGUCAGGCAGCAUCCACACCACUGGCCCAGGAUCUUCUCAGUGUUGGCUUGUAAAUAUAAAGAAAUUAUUUGUUUUGUAAACUUUUGUAAAAAAAUAUUUUGGUAGAAAUAAUUAAAAACAUAUUCUUUGGGUUAUAUUUAUACAUAUGUGAAAUAAAUAUACUAUCAGAAAGUUAUAUUUUAUACAAAAAGUAAAUUGUUACCUUUUGUAUGCUAAUAUACAAAGUUUUUGUAUAAUACAAUGGUUUAUUUUUUGCUCCACGCCUAAACUGCAGGUGGCCAACUGGGAAUUUUAGAAAACGAUUAACAGGCUUACAGAUAAAUGUACAUUAUGAAACCUCCAUAAAUGGCAUUCCAGGUUUCAAGCCUUUUUUUUUUUGCUUUCUGCAGUCAUAUUAUUUUUUGAACCCAUAGUUCUUGUGUUUUUCUUUUGUUACACUGUGUGUACUGUAUUGUUCUUCACUGCACGUGGUCUGUUCUGUGCUGUUCCAUUUUAUAAAGCAGUGUUUCCUCCAAGCAAAAGGAAAGGAAAAGCAACUGUACAUAAACACUUAUGUUUUCUGUCUUCUCUGUGUUACUGUAUAUACCAGCUAGCACUCAGCAGUUGUACAUCUUUGAUUCAGCUUCUAUUUUUACCCUAACAAAUAGUAUGUUUUGAAGUAGCUCUCAAAUUUAAGCAGAGUAAGCCAAUCAGAGUAUUUGGAAUUGCUUCUUUCUUAAUGUGAAUUUCAUCAUUCAUGUCUAUUUAUUCAGCUACUCAUUAAAAUGCAGGAAAAUGAUGGGGAAAAUGAUGGCUCCUAUAUUUCCUCUUUGCUCACAUCCUACUCCCAACAAUAAUGGGAUUUUCCUGAAAGUUGAGAAAAGUUUGAAACAUGCGAUAUAGCCACAACUUUGGAAUUUAUGACUUAAGAGCUGCUGGAAUACAAUCUCCCUUUGAAAGAAAUACCAGACUAUUGAAUUGAUGGCAUUGUUGUUCGUCCUGACAUAUAGGAGAUAGAAUUAACUUUAAAAAAGAAAAGAUUAAAGGUCUAAAGGGUAAUUUCAGCAAACAGUUCCUUCUAUGCUUUGUUUUAAACCCAAAUGACAAGGAAAAAUAAAAGUCUAUAUUAUAAAUGAAUGAACUAAUAUUGCUUGCAUCUGUGUAUCAUGACAUAUACCCGUUACUGUAAAGAUUCCAAUAUGUAAACAAUUAUUUUGUAU
Molecule: messenger RNA, 6739 nt
Organism: Dromiciops gliroides (monito del monte)
Lineage: Eukaryota; Metazoa; Chordata; Mammalia; Microbiotheria; Microbiotheriidae
Gene: MAML2
Product: mastermind like transcriptional coactivator 2
Exons: 6
Coding region: 523-3960 (1145 amino acids)
Biological process (GO): Notch signaling pathway; positive regulation of transcription of Notch receptor target
Cellular component (GO): nuclear speck; nucleoplasm
Molecular function (GO): transcription coactivator activity
Source: RefSeq, a predicted model, not a curated record